UGCUCUCUGAACGAUGUGAACUAUAUCGUCUCUGGGUCGGGCUAGUAUUUUGUGAUUGUCUUCGCUGUUCUCUUUGUACUCUUUUCCCAGUAAGGUUUCGCUGUUCGUCGGCAUCGUGUCUCUCCCGGUGUCUGUCCCGGGAAGCGCGAGGCCGAGUCGUGAGAUGAUGGAGGACUUUGACGAGAUCUACGAAGAGGAGGAGGAGGAAGAAGAGGACGAGGACAGGGCCGCGGAGGAGCAGCUCCUCAAGUACGCUCCGGACCCGGUGGUGGUGCGAGGGUCCGGCCACGUCACUGUGUUUGGGCUUAGUAACAAAUUUGAGUCAGAAUUUCCUUCUGCACUCACAGGAAAGGUUGCACCAGAGGAAUUCAAAGCCAGUAUCAACCGUGUAAAUAGCUGCCUGAGGAAGACACUGCCAGUGAAUGUGCGGUGGCUCCUGUGUGGCUGCCUCUGCUGUUGUUGCACAUUAGGCUUCAGUUUGUGGCCCGUCAUCUGCCUCAGUAAGAGGACAAGAAGAUCUAUAGAGAAGCUUCUGGAGUGGGAGAACAGCAGACUUUACCACAAGUUGUGUUUGCAUUGGAGACUAAGCAAAAGGAAGUGUGAAACCAACAACAUGAUGGAAUAUGUAAUUCUAAUAGAGUUCCUACCUAAAAUCCCCAUCUUCAGACCGGACUAGCUUGACUGCAGCUGAUGUUAAACCUCCACUGCUGCCCAGUUCUGUCUAAAACCACAAAGGCUGUUGAGCUCCUGGAUAAAAACUAAUCCCUUCUCAAAAUACUCCAGUAUUUUUGUUUACAGGGUAUAAUCCAUUCUCCCUCUUUUCUUUUUGACUCGUCUCACGUACACCCUCGCUACAUCUUUGUUUACAAGUCCAGCAUCCCCACACUGUUUUUUGAAGUGAUUUUUACCUUUUAACUUGAACUAGCUGGGCGAACUUGCACAUUGUCAAGCCUCGCUAACUGCAGCAACUGAUGGGAUGUCAGUAGAGAACCAGCCAUGGGCGGCAUUGUCGAUUAUGGAACUCGAUGUGGAGUUGGGACUCGAACAGAGUUCUGUAAGCUACAACUGGAAUUUUUUUUUUUUGACUCAUUUGUUCUCGAAACUGAAGCACAUGGCACAGUACCAUGAGGAAAACACUUUUCAAAUGUUAACCUACUGUCACACCGCCAACUUCACCUGCAAAAAUACACCCCAGUGCUUUUGUAACAGUUGGUUUGGUGCUCUAGAUCAUUACUAGAGGCUGUGGAGGUGGAACUCCUAAGGAACUUUCAUCCAAAUCCAACUCUGUAGCAGACAGACUAAUCUUAUGGGAAUGUGUUUGGCAAGUGUCCACUGCAGCUGAACUUAAUAAUGUCACUUUUCUUAUCAACUACCAGACAUCCUUAUUCUCCUCCCUCCUUUCAUAUCUCUGCACACUUCACUGUGCAUUACCCUAACCCAGUGACAAUCACUCAGUCUGACUGUACUCUCCAUAGUAUGAAUGGGUCUUAAUGCUACACAGUGUACCUGGAACUAUGUAUUUUCAGUUUGUGUGUCUUUAGGUGAUGAAAUGUCUGCCUAGCAACUGCUUCUGAGUGGCAGUGGAAAAAGUGAGUUGGACUGAAGGCCACUGGUGUUGAAGAAAUGAAGCUUGUUUUUUUUCUGUACUAUCCCAAAUUUUGUUUACUGUCUUGUUAGAAAAGGCUGCAGUUAAUGUUUGCAAAACUGUUCACUGUGUUUAUUGAGUCUGAGAGAAACGAGCAAAAAAAGAAACAUCAGACAGUAACACACACUUUUUACUCUGUAAUGCAGAGUUCUCUCUCUGAAGUAUUUCUUUGCCUUUUGUUUUAGUAAUUUAUGCAUGUAUGAAUGUAUUCCGAAAUAGGCCUCUAAUGGGUUUUUGUUCCCCCUUUUUUAUUUUUUGGUUGAACAUUGGUUAUCCCUCUAUUGUGGCUAUGGUCAUGGUUAAACACUAAAGCACACAAUUGUUUUAUCCUUAAUAUCUUUUCAUGACCUCUCUCCUUAUCUCCUGACCUUGUGCUCAAGCCAAGGAUGUUCAUGUGUUUUGCCUACAGUCUGAUUGUUUCCAUUCAGAGAUCUGGAGUGGACACACGGAGAGAGGGAUUAUUAAAGUUAGCUCAGUGGUUUAGAACUGCACUGACUACAGCCUCAGAUCAUGAACACAGAGCUGUACAGGGGUAAUUAUAAAACAGUUAUGGGCUAAUCUUACAAAUGUCUAAAAUUGACCACAGGCUAAAAAGUAUGUAACAUGGUAUAUUUGUGUUGAAUCAAACCUGGAAAUUUGCAAAGAUGAAUGAAAUGGUAUAGAUAAUGCAUUUUUGCACCAUUUUAUUUUGGGAUGUGGUCAUGACUAUAUGAAAUCCAUGUUCCCUCAGUCCCUCAGUUUUAACUAACUCAGCUCUGGUGAUUUUUAUGGGUCACACUCAGGGGAUCAAACUAGAUAAACACAAAAAUGUAGCAUUGGAAAAUCUCACUGUCAGGUAUGUUCAAAGGCCACACAUGCUGUGGUUCAAUACACAAAUAACAUGAUACUUGAAUAAUUAUGAAAUUAUGUAUCUGGAGUUUUGGAAUCGAAUGAUGCCCCGAAGAAAAAUCACUCUGUGGUCUUCUUGUUUUGGUAGUGAAGGAAGCACACUUCUCCACGCGACCCACAAAGCUCAGAGUUGUGUUGAUUUAUGUUAAAAAAAACAAUGACUUGAUCACCAGUGCAUUACCUGUUGGUUCAUUAGACACUUUUCUACAUUAUUGUCUGUUCUAUGUAAAUCAAGGCAUAAGGCCAUAUGCAGAUAUUUCUGGUGUGAGUAUGUAUGUGUGUGUGUGUAUGUGUGUGCACGGUGUAUGCAGAUGCAAAUGUUCUCCAUAGAUCUCAGACUGUGAUUGAACCCUGCACAGACAAAUGAGUCCUUUUUUAUAUGUAUUCUUGAGUGUUUGUGUGUCUGAGAGAGAGAAAGAUAUAUGUACAUAUGACUCAUGAGCAGGUGUAUGUACAGUAAUAAACUACCAAUAAACAAGGCUAUGGGCA
Sphaeramia orbicularis (orbiculate cardinalfish) is the source of this 3022-nucleotide messenger RNA. It is a transcript of the gene chic2, whose product is annotated as cysteine-rich hydrophobic domain 2. NCBI's taxonomy places the organism in Eukaryota, Metazoa, Chordata, Actinopteri, Kurtiformes, Apogonidae. The record is from RefSeq and is a predicted model, not a curated record. Bases 164 to 676 code for a protein of 170 amino acids. The transcript has 6 exons.